UUAGACACACAUGUUAUUGUCCCUCCCCAUCGCUUCCCCCGUGCCCGGGCAAUGGUUGUCCCCCUUCCCGGUGGGGAGGCGACCUCAGCUGGGCUCCUGCCGGAUCCCAAGGGAGGGGCUCCACAUGACCCAUCAACCGACGGCCAAGCCAUCUGUCGAGUGGCUUGUCCUUUGUCAAGCAUGGCAUUCAAUUAUUGGCGCAGGCCAGUGGAAAGUUUAUCCCCCGCUGGAGCGAGGGACCGAGGCAGGCUGGCCGCGUGCGGUCGGUGAUCCAUAGUGGAGAGGGAAUUCGGCCUGGUGCAGGAGGACCUCGCGUGGGAUGCUGGAGUGCAGGCGAAAAAGAGUCCGGCCAUCCGCGGGCAGGGUGCGGCCACUGGCGGCAUGGGCGUGGCUCCAGGAGCAAGCUGAAGUUGCAGACCGGAGAUCGCAGACAGGUGGACGUGUGGUCAGGUGGUAGAAGACUAUGCUCGACACGGCGAGAAGGGGGGGGGGCGAGGGGGAACACCAAGGCAGGCCUCCUUGCCCCCGCAGCUGCAAGGGCACACAGGGAGAGAUGUACUGCAGCCACAAGGACACUGAGUACUUCGGACACGGGGGGACAUACCGAGGCAUCAGGGCGACCAGGCCACGAUCAUCUGGCGGAAGGGCCACGCGAAGGUGUGCACCUGUCCCGGUGGCCAUCGUGCAAGAUGGGCAGGGAGAAGGGAUGCACGGCGACAACGAAGGAGAAAAGAGCCGGACAGACGCAUCUUUGGCCUGCCCCGACGCCGGCCCGGCGUGUACAGCACAGGGGACUCUGGGUGCCUGCCCUUCGAGGGACCAUGCGGUGCUGAGGGUGAAGGAUGGGCCCACCGAGGAGGAGAAGGAAGGCGGGCCGACUGCCGAGCAGUCCUAUGAGAGCACAGGGAUCCUCCAUGCCGGGGGCCGAGAAACACCGGCGCCGGCUCUGACUCACUCAUCGGCGGCGGAGGAGGACAGCACGCUGGCCAAGGCCGCGUCUGAAGGAGGGGAUGGUGGCAUUGCAAAGCCUUGAGCGUGUGGAAGGGAGACACCGGGUCUCAGUGCACCAUACGAUGAUCGCGCGGACUCGCGGCGGGCAGCACUGCCGGCAGGCCAGGCAGCGGGGCCAUAACCAAGGGCGAGCAGGAAAUAAGGGGAAGGCCGG
This is a messenger RNA of Fonticula alba, 1165 nucleotides long. RefSeq lists its product as hypothetical. NCBI's taxonomy places the organism in Eukaryota, Rotosphaerida, Fonticulaceae. The coding region runs from base 464 to 1033 and encodes 189 amino acids. The record is from RefSeq and is a predicted model, not a curated record. The transcript has a single exon.